UGGUUCAUUCGUCGAAGAACCCCCGGCGGCCGCAAUUGACGAUGAAGCUGCCUCAGUGACCGUGCUCGGAAAGGAGAAGCAAGAGAAUGGGAAUCUCACGAUACUCCAGCUGCCACGCAGUGGUGCAGCCAUUGUGGACGGAACAAACAGCGCGAAGCCCAAAACUUCCAAGGACGAAGCAAGCCUCGUCGAAUAACAUUUUCUUUUUGUUUCGUCUAUGUUCAAGUGUAUUAAUCCUAUGUAUUUUAAAGGCCCUCGUAUAUAUCCUCACCAGCCUAGGAUCACGCUGCAUUUCCCACAGCAGUAUAUAUCAUCGCCAAACAAAAUUGCGCCAUGUAACCAUCUCCUAAAGACUAAUAUUGCUUGCAUAAAAACACGCGCUUAUCCAUGUCAGACGAACAGAUUCCAACAUCAGCGAAUAAGU
This is a messenger RNA of Trichoderma harzianum CBS 226.95, 424 nucleotides long. RefSeq lists its product as hypothetical. NCBI's taxonomy places the organism in Eukaryota, Fungi, Ascomycota, Sordariomycetes, Hypocreales, Hypocreaceae. The record is from RefSeq and is a predicted model, not a curated record. Bases 87 to 350 code for a protein of 87 amino acids. The transcript has a single exon.